Molecule: messenger RNA, 1392 nt
Organism: Egretta garzetta (little egret)
Lineage: Eukaryota; Metazoa; Chordata; Aves; Pelecaniformes; Ardeidae
Gene: IFT38
Product: clusterin associated protein 1
Exons: 12
Coding region: 1-1242 (413 amino acids)
Biological process (GO): cilium assembly
Cellular component (GO): centrosome; intraciliary transport particle B; cilium
Source: RefSeq, a predicted model, not a curated record
AUGGCCUUCCCAAACUGCGGCAUGGAUUUUACUGAGAUGAUGAGGGCGCUGGGGUACCCCCGACUCAUAUCGAUGGAGAAUUUCCACACCCCAAACUUCAUGCUUGUUUCCGAGGUGCUUCUCUGGCUAGUGAAAAGGUAUGAACCUCAGACUGAUAUUCCUCCUGAUGUGGAGACAGAACAGGACCGGGUUUUCUUCAUUAAGGCGGUGGCUCAGUUCAUGGCUACCAAAGCUCACAUAAAGCUCAACACUAAGAAGCUUUACCAGGCAGAUGGCUAUGCAGUGAAGGAGCUGCUAAAGGUCACCUCUGUGCUUUACGGUGCUAUGAAUACCAAGGGAGUGGAACGUGCAGAUGUGAGUGAGGAAGACAGCAGCAAGUUCAAGUUUGAUCUUGGCUCAAAAAUUGCUGACUUGAAGGCAGCUAGACAGCUUGCUUCCGAAAUUACCUCCAAAGGAGCGAGUCUGUACGACUUACUUGGCAAAGAAGUUGAACUAAGGGAAGCAAGAACAGAAUCUAUUGCCAGACCUUUGGAGAUAAAUGAGGCUGAGAAGGUGAUGAAAAUUGCCAUUGACUGUGUUCUGGAACAAGUCCAAAAGACUAAAGACAUGUUGAAUAAUGUGGCUUUGGAUGAAGCCAAUUUGGAAGCCAAGAUUGAAAAAAGAAAAUUGGAACUGGAAAGAAGCCAGAAGAGGCUACAGACUCUGCAAAGCGUUCGUCCAGCUUUUAUGGAUGAGUAUGAGAAGAUCGAGGAGCAACUGCAGAAGCAAUACAGUAGCUAUCUAGAAAAAUUCCGUAAUCUGACCUACAUGGAGCAGCUCCUGGAUGAUCAUCGACGGACAGAGCAAGAGAUGUUUGAGGAAGCAGCAAACAUGCUGCGUCUAAUGCAGCACAGGCUGAAGGAAGAGGAGCAGCACCCGCUCAAGAGUGGAAAUAAUGAUGAUUCCGAUGUAGAGAUUCAAGAGGAUGAAGGAUCCGACAGUGAAGUGGAAGACAGGCAGAUCACGAAGCAGCGCACCGCCACGGAAACGCUACUGCGAGGAAGAGCUGGUGCACGGAUCGUGGGAACGAUGCAAGGUGGAGACACGGAGGAAGAUGAGGAGUCGGGGGAUAGCGAGAUCGACCUGGAUGAAGAUGAAGAGGAGGAUGAUAUGGAAGACGACAGCAUGGAAAUCUCCCCAAGCAAAUCCAGUCACCGAGCAAGGAAGCCAGAGCCACUGGAGGAAAGCGAUAACGACUUCUGAUCCUUCAGUACCAGGACCAGGAGGCACCUGGAAAUACAAACUUUGGAGAGCACGCAGGCCAGGGGCUGAUCUCCGGCUGCUGGAAAAGCGCUUGUAAGCGUAAAUUCAGGAGUCGGUAAAUAAUGUUCAUUAAACUUGAAAAUUAAACUC